AUAGCGAAUGAUAGGGCGUAUUUCAAUUUGCGUGUCAUCCAUCAUUUCUUGGAAUCAAAUUCAUUUAAAUUAUACAAUUUUCAUUGUUCAAUUGUCUCCAAUAAGACAAACAACGUCUUGAGAUUUGAACCUACGCGCGCUGCGCUUUCUGUCCGUCAUUGCAGCUGCACAACAGAUCAGAACAGAUCCGCAUCGAGCCCAACCGACACCGAUCACAAAUCAUGUCCGACGACGAGAAGCUGCCCUCCGGAUGGGAGAAACGAAUGAGCCGGAGUUCAGGUAGAGUGUAUUACUUUAAUCACAUGACUAAUGCGAGUCAGUGGGAGAGGCCGAGCGGAUCAGAUACUGACGUCGGGGAGGUGGAGAAAGUUCGCUGCUCUCACCUGUUGGUCAAACACAACCAGUCACGCCGGCCGUCGUCCUGGAGAGAGGAGAACAUCACACGCAGCAAAGACGAGGCACUGCAGCUCAUUCACAAGUAUAUAGAGCAGAUCAAAUCUGGAGAAGAAGAGUUUGAGGGUUUGGCAUCUCAGUUCAGUGACUGCAGCUCAGCGCGCAAUGGAGGAGAUCUGGGCGUGUUUGGCAGAGGUCAAAUGCAGAAGCCGUUUGAAGACGUCUCGUUUGCACUGAAGGUUGGAGACAUGAGCGGCCCGGUGUUCACUGACUCUGGCGUUCACAUCAUCCUACGAACUGGAUAACCAAUCAGAAAACCCCUCCAUCAUGCUUUCAGUCAUUUACCUCCACAGAUAACACACACACACACACACACACACUGUUAUUUACCUCGUAAUAUAGUUGCCACUGUAAGGCUGGAUUGUCAAAACUGCACGUUAAAUCCCUCCAGUGUUUGUGUAAUCUUUCAUAUUAAAGUUCCCUUCUAAUACUUUUGUCAAAUGUUCCUUAAAGGAAUAGUUCACCCCCCAAAACAAAUCUGUCCGAAUUUUCAUUUAUUUGGUGAAUUGUUCCUUUAAUAGUGACUUGCAGACUGUGUCUAGUAUCCUGCAACAUUCCUUCAUCCAAUCACACUUCUGCUUCCUAUAAAGGACAGUGAAUGAUCAUGUCAGAUCUCCAAGAAAAAACAUGACCAAUAAAAAUGACCGUA
This is a messenger RNA of Xyrauchen texanus (razorback sucker), 1102 nucleotides long. RefSeq names its product peptidyl-prolyl cis-trans isomerase NIMA-interacting 1-like. The record is from RefSeq and is a predicted model, not a curated record. Gene Ontology annotation, cellular component: cytosol; nucleus. Gene Ontology annotation, molecular function: peptidyl-prolyl cis-trans isomerase activity; protein binding. Lineage: Eukaryota; Metazoa; Chordata; Actinopteri; Cypriniformes; Catostomidae. The transcript has 4 exons. The coding region runs from base 222 to 698 and encodes 158 amino acids.